Cuscuta campestris is the source of this 3791-nucleotide messenger RNA. The record is from the annotation of a GenBank genome assembly. NCBI's taxonomy places the organism in Eukaryota, Viridiplantae, Streptophyta, Magnoliopsida, Solanales, Convolvulaceae.
AUUACCCUAAUCAAAACGGUACAUCAAUGUGAAAUGCUGAACCAUAAAAAUGGUUUCAUGCAUGUAUAAGAAUAUUACAACAACGAGCCCAAACGGCUAACAAACAAUCGACAAUACAAACUUGGCACACAGGCCGUACAAAAUAAACAUUCAGAAACAAAUCAACAGUGUAAUCCAGCAUGUCCAAGCUCUUGUGGAAUCCACUUCCAGCUUCCAGUACCCUACACCAUCACGGCAAUAGUACGGUAGGCAAAGCAAGAGCAAGGAGGGAGUAUAUAUCGGUGGCACAAUCAAGUCCAACCAUACGUACUCCCUCUCGAGGAUCAGGUAUCGCAAACAUUCACACAGGUGAUCCACAAAGCUUCUUCAAAAAUCGGUCCAAAAGUUCUUCAUCCAUGGUUGCAUCCAACAGAAGCAAGAGUUAUGUUAUCCUUGCCAUAGAUACCACCGGCAUGCCAAGGGCCACGCCCCGAGUACCAGAAGUUGUCCACCAUUGUCGAGGAGGACAACUUAACUCCAAAGUGACCCCACCCUGCCAUACACACCCCUCCCCUAGGUCUACGGCCAGAGUGCCCCCUAGGUAUUUGGCAAGCAUCCUCAUACAGACGAGGCACAAGUUCACUAGGUUAUCCCACAAGCCUUCAUCUACUAUUGCCCUCGGUUGUUCAGAAACAAUACAUAGAUAGGCGGGAAACCAGCAAAAACGACCUCCGAAACCCGAGAAAGAAGCCCAGUUAGCCAGAAGCUCACUUCAUAGCCAAGAUAGUCCCGGUUCUUCCAACAACCCCAACCGAAAGGGUCAAGAAGAGCACCGGGCAGCCUGCCAGCAAGACCAAAAGGCAAUAACAAACAUAGAACCCAGCUCCAAAUCAAAUGGUAUUACCUCCCAAAUGAGGCAAAGACCAGGGGCAACGGGAAACCUUCAAUUGCCCAAGAACCACCACAAAACCAUUCCAGCGCAAUUCCAAAAUCAGCCCAUAAUCAAGAGCAAAAUACAAAGCAAAUAAACACACCAAGGCAGCCCAAGCAAUAGGAAACGAAACCGAGACCAAAACCAGGGACCUAAGCAUGCGCCAAGACUUGGCUCCAUCUUCCCUUCGGCCUUCCAACCCAAAGCAAACAGCAAGACCAAACUUUCUGCCAGGAAAUGCAGCUACACGCACACUCCAGGUAAUGUCUUCUUGCGGCAGACCUCUCUUCAAGAGGAGGUGAGAACCUGACCCCUAGGUCAUGCGCAAAGAAUCCAAAACAGCAGCAGCAAGAGCAACAUUUCACAGGGUAUGGUCUUCCAUAAAAUCAGUUCACCAUGGUUCCACAAUCCAGCCCACUGUCCACAUCAAAUGGCAGGCCACAGGGGCACAAAUGGCCCUUUCCAGUCCCGAACAGCUGCAGUGAGCAUCAAGCCAUUGUCCAGCCAGAAGAAAUGGCAAAUGGUGUACCAAACUUCGUGGCGUUGCCCAUAUUUCCUCCCCACAUCACAGCAAAAACACCAAUCCCAGGCGAACAGGCCAUGGACAAAGCAGCAGCAACAAAAAAGCCAGCAGCAACGAACAAAACCAGUACCAUUCAUAAUUCAAGAAUCAAAACAAGCAUGUUUACAAGGCCAUUAAGAAUUCAACAUAAAGAAGUUCUCAACAUCCGUAUGAGAACCCACAAAACUAUACCCAAAAUCAGUCACAAACCAGAGAUUACUCCAAUGUCGCAAACAACAACAACCCAGUUGAUUCUCACUACAGUAGGGUCUGGAAUGUCGCAAAAUGAACAGUAAACUCGUAAUCACCCAGUCCAGAAAUCAUAUGCAAAAUCAUACAGCUAUAGAAUCCACCUUCAUACCUUGAAAGGGGGAUACAAAUCGCCCAAAAAUUCAGAUUCUUAGCCAUCAAAAGUUCCUGGUUUGACAUGAAUCAACAAUCCAAGAUUGCAAGUGAACAGUAGCCGCGCAGGCGUUGACCUUCAUUUCUUCAAAAUUCAUCCCCAAAAACAGCAAUAAAACCUGUAUAAAGGAUUCACCCGCUGUAGGCAAGCCCAGAGUUCCAAAAAUCCGUUGAAUCGAACUCAAAAUGACGGAGUAAUCGGCAACAACAGCCUCGCGGCACUGUUCAUUGCAGGUCCUAUAGAGAGAAACUAGGCAUAAGGAAACUUCCUGGUAGCUUUCAUAAUUUCAAAUGAGGUUACAUUAUCAUCAUUGUUUUUUUUAAACGUUCUAACACAUGCCCCAUGAGGUAGUGGACAAUCUUUUUGGUCGUCUUGGCAAACAAAUGAAUUUUGUAGGGGCAUUAUUCUCACUGAUCACAAUAUACCUUAGAACCUUUUGAUGACAUACAUGGCAGGAAGUAGCUCUGAUAGGUGUGGAUAGCCUUGGUAUUGAUCUGAGAGUAUGCUCAGGAACUCAAGUCCAAACAUUACGCUUUCCCUUUAAAAAACGAGUAUGGGUGCUUUAACUCACUAUCACUGUACCUUCAAGAAUACCACAUUUUUUCUCUGACAGAUUUCUCAAACUUUGAUAGUGAAAUGUGAUGUUUUUACAGGCCUCCUCAGAGUAUAGUGCCGAGAGACAAUUGAACAAUAUAUUGUUCCCAAGGCUCCCAAAGUUGCAACAGAGGAAAAAAGCUCAGCAAGCCGAAUCUUAGUUGAUCAAGUUGUCAACUUUAUGUCCUUGGCUGUGAGGAUAUUGCACAUUAUAGAAUCAAGGUGCUUUACUCUGUUCCAUCAUUUUUUCUCCCUGCAUACUCCCUUCGUCCGUAAAUAUUCACAACAUUUACUUUUUCAGCAGUCGCAGGAACUUUUGUUUAUUUUGACAUUUUCAUUGGUUAUUUUAUAAAAUAAAAUAUUCUUGACAAUUCUUAUUUCGAAGAACUUUUCAUGUAGUUUUUUUAUAUGUAAAUUUUAUUUUUUGUUUCUAUACCAAUAUGUAAAUAAAAUGAAUUGAAAAAACUCGAUAUUUUGUUUCGGGAAUACAAAUGUGGCAAAUAAUUUGGGACGGAGGGAGUAUAUAACUCUUGCUGAUAAGUACUGGCAAUACAGAAUUGCAGAUCCGCUCAACGAACCUUAUAACAUAUGCUAAUUUGUAUUAAUAUUAGAUGACGUCGCCCCAAUUCUUGUUUGGCAAUUUCUUUGUCAAAUCAGUUUGCAAAAAAAAAAACAGCUGCAUGCGGUUAUUAACUGCUUGAUAAAACUACUUCUAUAGAUUUGGGCCUUUGGCAUUAACUAUUUAACUUCGGCGUUUAUCAUUUGUGUUUUGAAAAAUGCUAUUCUUCGAUAGCUUUUAGCUUUGACAUUUUUAAAAUUAACUUGCACGAUAAAAAAUCAUCCAAAUUGUUAAUCACAAAUAUUGUUCUCAAACAAAGCAAUGAAACAAAAACGAUUAAUUAAGGAUUGGUCAUCCUUCAGUAAAAUGUGCAGUACAAAGGGUGGUGGUGACUGGUGUGGGGGAGAUGGGUAAGAGGAGGUAGAAGGAGGUAACGUUACCGCUGAAUAGUGAAAAAUGGGUUACUGCUGAAUCGGCUGUCAAAGGAGGUAGAACUUUUCUUUUCCGCUUUGCCCUUCUCCUUUGUCGCACACUCGCACCUCUUCUUCAACUGAUUCAACCCUUUGCUACCCCCUUCUUCAUCUCUAGCGCUGCAAACCAAAUAUCAUGGCCCCUUUUACCGGAUCUCCGGAGCUGUGAAGAUGGCGGCGAUGUCAUCCCAGCUUCAAUUCUCCGCUAUUGCCGGCCUGAAUCAGAUCCAGAGUCGUCAUUUGACCUCUCCAUGCCGACGUCUUUUUUCCGAUGGUCAUGGAUCUUUGUUUUC